AUGCUCCCCCAACCGUCUCCCCAUGACCGCCGCCUCCCCUUUUGCUUCUGCGCUGGUCCUGUCCCGCCUCGCUUCGCAGGUCCUCCGCACUCAUCCGUGCUCCUGCUCGCCCCCACUGCCGCUCUGGCGAGCAAUGCGCCCUCGCCCGUCCUUCCCUUAGCGUUCCGCGCUGCUAGUGCCUCUCGGGCGGUGGGGAUCUCUCGUCCCUUCUUCCUCCAUGCCCGCGGCGACUUUCUUGCAGAUGCCACUCCUCCUCCCAUCUCCCUCCCUGCUUACGCUGCAGAUCUAGCGAAUGUGCCUCGCCCCUUGCCCUUCCCUCGUUGUGCCCCUGCGAAUCAGGCGAGCCAGACUCGCCAGUCUGUCUUCUAUCUCGUUGCCAAUGCUCAUCAGGCGAGCGCGCCCCGCCUCCCUGCCUCCCAUCAUGGUGCCGACGCGGAGCAGGCGAGCGCGGCCCUUUGUUCCACCCUCCUCCGCGCUGCCGACGCGGAUCAGGCGAGCACGACCCUCCGUUCCGCCCUACUCCGCGCUGCUGACGCGGAUCAGGCGAGCGCGGCCCUCCGUUCCGCCCUCCUCCGCGCUGCCGACGCGGAUCAGGCGAGCGCGACCCUCCAUUCCGCCCUCCUCCGCGCUGCCGACGUGGAUCAGGCAAGCGCGACCCUCCGUUCCGCCCUCCUCUGCGCUGCCGACGCGGAUCAGGCGAGCGCGACCCUCCGUUCCGCCCUCCUCCGCGCUGCCGACGCGGAUCAGGCGAGCGCGACCCUCCGUUCCGCCCUCCUCCGCGCUGCCGACGCGGAUCAGGCAAGCGCGACCCUCCGUUCCGCCCUCCUCCGCGCUGCCGACGCGGAUCAGGCAAGCGCGACCCUCCGUUCCGCCCUCCUCCGCGCUGCCGACGCGGAUCAGGCGAGCGCGACCCUCCGUUCCGCCCUCCUCCACGCUGCCGACGCGGAUCAGGCGAGCGCGACCCUCCGUUCCGCCCUCCUCCACGCUGCCGACGCGGAUCAGGCAAGCGCGACCCUCCGUUCCGCCCUCCUCCGCGCUGCCGAUGCGGAUCAGGCGAGCGCGACCCUCCGUUCCGCCCUCCUCCGCGCUGCCGACGCGGAUCAGGUGAGAACUCGUCCCUGGGCACUUCAUAUCGCAUCUCCGCUCGCCCCCGCUGCUGCUCUGAAGAAUGAUUCGCCUUCGCUCGCGCGUCCUGGCUGCUUCCAUGCUGCCGCUCUACCCCUGGCGAAGGUGACCACGCGUCACGCCUUCCUCUACGUGGCCGAUGCGGGUCUGGCGAGCGUAAUUCAUCACUUUGCCUUCCCCCUCCCUGCCAAUGCAGAUCUGGCGAGCACGACCUGUCGCCUCGCUUUCCUCCGCACAUGUGAUGCAGAUCUGAUGCAUGCAGCCCCUCUUUUCGCCUUCCUUCGUCCUGCCGACGCGUAUCUAGAGGAUGAUCUUCUUCCGCACGCUCAUACGUCAUGUCGCCUUGCUUUUCUUGUGGCUCAGGCGCCGAAUCCUUUCCGUGGCUGUCGUCGCCAAGCUCUGCUCGCUGAUCUGGCGAACGAUCUCCUUCAUUCGCCCCACCUUGCUCCGCCUCGUCGCGCGCCGGCGCCUGAUCCGAUGCGCCUGGUGCUGCCGGGAGAUCGCGUCGCGUCCCCGCCUCCAUACGUUGGUGCUUUCGCUCCUCGCCGUACUCGUCGACUUCGGUUCCGUCUUCCUCGCGCCUCGCCUUCACUAACUCGUCAGCGCAGGAAGGCGACAUGA
Molecule: messenger RNA, 1746 nt
Organism: Closterium sp. NIES-65
Lineage: Eukaryota; Viridiplantae; Streptophyta; Zygnematophyceae; Desmidiales; Closteriaceae
Source: the annotation of a GenBank genome assembly